AUGGGUCCCGGUACAAGAGCGGCGGCUUCUCGCAAACGAACAAACGAUAACAAUGCACCUCCUCCCUCGAACAAGAGGUUCCGUACAACACAGUCUCAGCAACAAGUAUCGGAGACGUCACCCCAAAAUGGCCCCGCCGAUCAGCCCACAACCCCUGUUGAGAACACCGAUAGCCUGAACACAGAGCUCGAAGAACUACGCGAAUACAAGAGACAAGCAGAGGCCAAGGAAGUCGAGACGGCUCGCGAACUCGAAAAUUUGCAAGAAGCCAAGCGACAACAAUCAGCUGAAGUGAGGACUUUGAAAGAUGCUCACGAGGAAGCACGAGAGGCUGCACGUACUUACUUCGAGGAGUCGACGAAUCUACGCGAACAGGUGGAGGCCUACAGAAUAGCCGGGCAAUCAAGAGGCGACAACCGCGAGAGGCUUGAAGAGCUCGAGGAGGAACAUGAAAAGAUCCAGGACCUUGGUGGCUUGGACAAGAUCUGCAAGGAUCUUGAAUAUUACGAAGAGCUAGGAGAUAUUGAGGACUUGCGAGACUUGCAUGAUCAACUUGACGAUGAAUUCGGCGGGAUUGAGAACUUCAGAGAAGACUUACUGCAGCUUGAAGAUCUAGGAGGUCUGGAUGAAAUCCGGGAAACACACGAUCAACUUAGACAUUUGGGAGGCCUGGUGCUCCUUCGAGAAGAACGUGAGUACGACAAAGAACGUCUAGAAGAGCUGGAACAAGAAUGCGAGCGACUGGGGGAGAUUCAAGGAGCCCUCCGUGCUGUCGAGGCGCAAAGAGAUCAUGCUCGCCUCGAGCGAGACGAGGCGAAGAGGAGAGAAGGAGUGACAAUGGAUGCCAUGACUGGUGCACUCCAAAAUCGCGACAAUACCAUCGCCGCACUUCGCAAAGAUCUACACAGCGAACGACAAGCUCUAUACGAGUUGCGCUCGAGCCGCCCAAUUCCCGCCCGAGAGUCAGGAGAUGAGGACCAACCAGAGCCAAACAACCAUACAGAUGCAGAACUUGGACUCCUCUGGGUCUCAUCAGUCUGCGAAGUAGCCAAAGCAAAUAUCAAGAAGCAGAUGACCAAAGCUUCGACGUCCGUAAGGAGGAAACCAGCACCAUGGUUCCACAUCGGCACAUGCCCGACUACAGAUGUUUUCUGCCACAUAUUCAGACUGACCACCCCCAAGCAGUCUUUCAAAAUCGCGGCGACGGAACUUGAUCGUGUCCUGGGAGGUCCCGUCGAGAAUUUCUCUAUUGCCGUUGGUCCUGUUGUUUUGGUUGGAGACGUUAAUGUCUACUGGGAUCCAAAAACAUUGACUUUCAGAAUGAGUGGCACCUUUGGUCAAUCCUUGACCACUCAACACGACAAUGAUGAUAUGAGAUUUUCCUACGUCAAUGAGCACGGAGAGUCCGUCAACAAGUAUGGAGAGGUCCUCUACGUACAUUGAGCCAUCAGCAAAACUCAUCUUCGUCAACACGCAUGCACAGCGAUCCCGAGCUUCUUCGAGUAUUACAAGCAGAAUCAACAGCUCUCGAUGAACAUAUCCUGGGGGACUUGUGAAUAAUAUUGGAGAUUCUCUGAUUGCCUCUGUUUCUUUUCUCGGUCAUCUUCCGCAUAGAAUUCAGUCCUGGACGACAUCCUUCCUCCAAGUCAUCCACCGUCACCACCACCACUCACGAGGGCGAGGAGAUCGCACCAUGACCG
Molecule: messenger RNA, 1700 nt
Organism: Aureobasidium pullulans EXF-150
Lineage: Eukaryota; Fungi; Ascomycota; Dothideomycetes; Dothideales; Saccotheciaceae
Exons: 3
Coding region: 1-1443 (480 amino acids)
Source: RefSeq, a predicted model, not a curated record